Nycticebus coucang (slow loris) is the source of this 1567-nucleotide messenger RNA. RefSeq names its product TNF receptor superfamily member 14 (gene TNFRSF14). Gene Ontology annotation, biological process: positive regulation of peptidyl-tyrosine phosphorylation; defense response to Gram-negative bacterium; positive regulation of T cell migration. Bases 328 to 1170 code for a protein of 280 amino acids. The transcript is spliced from 10 exons. Gene Ontology annotation, molecular function: protein binding. The record is from RefSeq and is a predicted model, not a curated record. NCBI's taxonomy places the organism in Eukaryota, Metazoa, Chordata, Mammalia, Primates, Lorisidae. Gene Ontology annotation, cellular component: external side of plasma membrane.
UACCCUGCGAACUAUGGGGUGAGGUAACCCAGAGGAGGUAAACGGGAUGCACGUUUCCUUGCCUGCCCUUCACCAAGCCGCGAGAUACCGCGCUGGACUCGGAGGGCGGGCCCCUCACGGAAAGGUCCUGCGACACCCCAAGGACGCAACACCAUCCUACCCCUUCUCAUGACUACACGUCUGCUCUUGCACUGGCCCUGUGGACAUCGGCAAGGUCUCCGAAGGACACAGAAACGUGUGGGAGCAGGAAGCUGAAGGUGGAUGGCCAUGGCAUCAAGUGUAACUGGCCGGGGUCCUGAACAGACAGCCAGGGACUAAGGCAUCCUCAUGAGAGACACAAAACCUCGCGGCUGGGCGACGUCCUCCUGGAGACCAGCACCCAAAGCUGCCGUCUUGUGGCUGAUGCUGAAUCUCCUCUUCCUGGAAGCCCUCCACUGUGCCCUGGCCCUGCCCUCUUGCAAAGAGGAGGAAUACCCAGUGGGCAACGAAUGUUGCCCCAAGUGCAGCCCAGGUUAUCACGUAAGAGAGGCCUGCGGAGAGCUGACGGGCACUGUGUGUGUACCCUGUCCCCCGAGGACCUACACUGCCCACUACAACGGCCUGAGCGAGUGUCUUCCAUGCCGCGUGUGUGACCCAGCCAUGGGCCUGGUCACCAGGCUCAACUGCACCAGGAAAGGAAACACCCUCUGUGGCUGCAGCCAAGGCCACUUCUGCGAGGAUGGUGACCACUGUGCUGCCUGCCGGCCCCACACCCUGUGCCACCCUGGCCAGAGGGUGCAAGAGAGAGGCACCGAGAGGCAGGACACAGUGUGCCAGGACUGCCCUGCAGGGACCUUCUCGCCCAGCGGGAACCUAGAGGAAUGUCAGCCCUGGACUGAGUGCAGUGGCUGGUUUAUGACGGAAAAAGAACCUGGGACCAGCAGCUCAGAUGCCACCUGCUCCUCCGCGAUCAAACCUAUUGUGACUAUCAUUUCUAUUCUCCUUGGUGUAUUUUUUGUCUUCUGGAUCUGCAAGAGAAGAAAGCUCUGCGGUAAGAUCGUCAAGCAGAGGGCACCAGAUGUGGGAGGUGAGAACAUGGUCAUGGAUGCCCCUCUUGCCAUUCCGGAUGUCACCACAGUGGCCGUGGAGGAGACAACAUCCAUGUUCACAGAAAGGGACCCAAAGCUGUGACCCACGGGCUCCGGGACUAGAGCAUCCAGCUUACGAGACUGCAGGAGCUGGGGAGCCUGGUGGCCCCCACCUCGUGGCUCCUGCCCUGGCUUGGCUUCAUCUUCCAGCCUGCAGCAGGAGAGAUGGAGCCAAUGCCUAGGGCGGGGUGUGUAUGUGUGUGUGUGACACACCCCACCUCUGCAAGAGGGUCCCCACCUAGUCAGACGGGGACCCUCUUGCAGAGACACAUGCCAGCCAGCCCAGCACGCUGCCCACCCAAGGGGCUGCCCUUCUGGAUCCUGCAGAGGCUACACUGGCCCCUCUGGAGGCGGCUGUGGGCACUACCUCACCCCUCACGGGGACUUGACUGGGUUGGCGUGAUAAUAAAUGAAUACCCUGUUUCAAGGGCUUUUCUAAA